Molecule: messenger RNA, 924 nt
Organism: Penicillium longicatenatum
Lineage: Eukaryota; Fungi; Ascomycota; Eurotiomycetes; Eurotiales; Aspergillaceae
Exons: 1
Coding region: 1-924 (307 amino acids)
Source: RefSeq, a predicted model, not a curated record
AUGAUUAGCCGCCUCUUUAAGGGCCGUGGCCACUCCACCGAAAAGUCCACCGACAAAACCCCAAGUCGACUCCGCGAUAUCCUCAGCUCCAACCCCAGCACCAGCAAAGCAGCACCAUGGGAUCCCCCACCCUACGAAGAACACCAAACCGCGCCCCAAAUCUCAACCGGAGAAUCAGAGUUCGACUCCCUGAAAGACUUUGACACCAUCUUGCUCGUAGACGACAGUAGCAGCAUGGACGGACCCCGUUGGCGCGAAGCCGAAGCCGCAAUAGCAGCCAUAGCCCCAAUUUGCACUGAAUACGACAGCGACGGGGUAGACCUCUACUUUCUAAACCACCGAAAGGAACGAAACGCCCCUUUCGACCACUCCUCUGGCCAUAACAGCGCCCCACACAACAUCUACCGAAAUAUCAAAAGUGCAGAGCAAGUCCGCGAAAUCUUCAGCAGCGUUACUCCGCGUGGAGCCACGCCUGUGGGGAGACGGUUAGACGAUAUCCUCACGCCGUACAUGCGGCGUGUAGAGCGGAUGCAGCAGGCACCGCGGAAUGAAGACGGGACUCUGAGUGAUCCGUCCUUGGAUGUGAAGCCCAUCAACCUUAUUACGAUUACUGAUGGCGCGUUUACGGAUGACGCGGAGAGUAUUAUAUUACAGGUUGCGGAGAGGUUGGAUCGGUGUGUGGCACGGCCGUCGCAGGUUGGAAUUCAGUUUUUUCAGAUUGGGAAUGAUGAGGAUGCUAGGCAGUAUUUGCAGGAUUUGGAUGAUAAUCUUGGGAAGCGCUGUCAGGACAAGCAAUUUCCCUUGAGGGAUAUUGUGGAUACGGUUCCGUGGAGAGGGUCUAGAGGGUCGACGUUGGAUGCGAAGGGAAUUUUAAAGUGUGUUCUAGGGGCCGUGAAUAAGAAGUUGGAUCGGAAGCAGGUGUAA